Molecule: messenger RNA, 914 nt
Organism: Cryptomeria japonica (Japanese cedar)
Lineage: Eukaryota; Viridiplantae; Streptophyta; Pinopsida; Cupressales; Cupressaceae
Product: signal peptidase complex subunit 3A
Exons: 5
Coding region: 237-716 (159 amino acids)
Biological process (GO): protein targeting to ER
Cellular component (GO): signal peptidase complex; membrane
Source: RefSeq, a predicted model, not a curated record
CUAUAAAUAAUUUGAGCGGGAGUUCUUUUCCCUUCUCAUCAAAAGGUUGUCCAAAUUUACCAGCAAUUGCAAAAAAAUUCUGAGAUAAUCUCUGCACAAGCUUGCUCAAGGUUUUAUAUAUGUGUUUAAGAAGGAAUUCAAACUUUUGCACGAAAGAAACAAGUAGGUAGCGGCACUGACAACAUUUGGAACAUUUUUUUAGAGGGCGCAUUGUUUGGAUUUGGAGGAGGAUAAAGAUGCGGACGAUGUUAUCGUGGCUCAACUGCUUUCUCACACUCUGUUUGACGGCCUUACUGAUCCUUUAUUCUUUUUCGGAUUUAUCUCAUAAUUUUUUCUCACCGUCACCUUCGCUUCAGGUUCAGGCUCAGGUAUAUGUUUUUGAUGGGAUACAAUUGAUACAAAAGAAAGGCAAGGUGAGGUUAGCUCUUAACAUCACAGCAGAUUUUCGAUCCUUGUUUUCUUGGAAUACAGAGCAGAUCUUUGUGUUUGUAGCUGCAGAGUAUGUAACACCGAUAAACUCUGUAAAUCAGAUCUCAUUGUGGGAUCGCAUUGUGACAACUAAAGAGAAAGCUAGGUUCCAUGUCCAAGCUAGAGUGAAGGAUUUUCCCAAGUUGAAGGUGUUUGACUAUUCAAGAACGUUUGAAACCAUUGGCAAGGAUAGGUUCUAUUUGGCUAGAUUUUUCAUAUGCAACAAUAACUUUGUGAUUAUGGACUGAAAUUUUAUCUUUUUUCUCCACCAAAGAGAAUAAUCCACCAGCUAAAAAUGGCUAAGUGGGGUACCCUUUCCAAUAUGAAAAUUGUUUUGCUUCAACAUGUAAAUCAAGUGCUUCAUUUCCCUAGGUUAAGUUUGACAAGUCAAAGAUGCUUCAUUCAUCUUGACUUCCCAUCUAUGGCAUCAUAGAUGCUCUUACUCA